AUGAAGAGCCCCAGCGCGCAGCUCUCGCACGCACUCACGCGCAUCCACGCCGCCAUGCACCGCCCGUCGUCCCCCGCGCAAGCGCCACUAUCAUCCCCGCCGUGCGCGGGGAGCCCUCCUGACGACGCCACGCAACGGUCUGCGAGUCGCCGGGCGUCGCAGGAGCGCACGGCUGAGUUGCUGCAGCAGUCGUUCCGACCUAAGGCGCUGCCAUUAGCGCCACCCGCUCACGGCCGCGCGCCCAUUCCGGGGAUGCCUGAUAGCGGUAGCGGGAGCGAACGGCGGAGGGGCGCGACGAGAAGCUGCAGCGGGCCGCGGGAGGGACGGUUUGGGGGAGGGCCGCCGGGGGGGACGGAAAUUCCCGCGGCGCCGGGACGCGUGACGCUGAGGAAGCAACUGUCGAGCGACAUCGCGCCGCUGCUGCUGCGACUGAAGCGGCAGGCCACGCCCACGCGAAUCCGGAGCCAGUCGCCCGUGCUUUCGCCCGUGCAGUCGCCGCGGGACGUGUGGGAGGCUGCAGAGGCGGGGAAGCUGUUUAAUUGGAUGAGCAAGGAUACGGAGUGUAAUGCCACGCCAGCGAGAGCUGUUGUUGAAGAAUCGGAGAUUGUUUCUCUUCCCACAGCAAGGCCUGCUAUUACAGUUUGUCCCAUACCUGCUCAUCUACGCAUCGCCCAACGCCUUUCACUGUCAUUUGCACUUGGUCUUCGCCUGACGUUACGAACGAGCCGAUUGCUCCGGUCUUUUGCGCUACGAGCUGCGAGUUCUGGUGGAAGCGCCAUGGCGGAUGAGGUGUCGCUCGCUGAGCAGGAGGCUCGGUUGAAGAAGAAGUAUGGCGGGGCUCUGCCUAAGAAAAAAGGGCUGCUUUCCAAGGGCCACGAGAGGGCCUUUUUCGACUCCGCCGAGUGGGCCAUCCAAAAGCAAAAGGGCGCCAAGCCGGCAGCACCGGCAGAGGAGGGUCUGCAGCCGAAGCUAGAGCCUACCCCACAUCAACCUGCCACGGGUCGUCGCUCCGGACUGGCUGAAGAUUGA
Messenger RNA from Closterium sp. NIES-65, 1029 nucleotides. The record is from the annotation of a GenBank genome assembly. Lineage: Eukaryota; Viridiplantae; Streptophyta; Zygnematophyceae; Desmidiales; Closteriaceae.